UACUGGCGGUCUUUCUCUCAGCAACUACGAACAAAUAUGCACGGAGCAGCUGAGUCAAAUAGUUUCACUCGUACGUGGUAAUUUGACUCGGUUGAGCAGAGCAACGCUCUCUGCACUCGUCGUCAUGGACGUUCAUGCGCGCGACGUUGUGUCCAGGCUGGCGAAAGAUGGAGUUCGGACUGAGGGCGAGUUCCAAUGGCAGAGCGAACUCCGGAUAUAUUGGGAAGAUGAAAGCUGUAUGGUGCGAAUAAUGAAUGGAAGUGUCGAGUAUGGCUACGAAUAUCUCGGGAACACUAGCCGUCUGGUUAUUACUCCAUUGACUGACCGUUGCUACCGAACAUUGAUGAGUGCGGUUCAUCUUCAUUUGGGUGGCGCGCCCGAGGGCCCAGCUGGAACCGGAAAGACAGAGACAACGAAGGACUUGGCGAAGGCGCUGGCAAGGCAAUGCAUCGUGUUCAACUGCAGCGAUCAGAUUGAUUACAUGGCCAUGGCGAAGUUCUUCAAGGGUCUCGCUGCAUCUGGCUCGUGGGCUUGUUUUGACGAGUUCAACAGGAUAGAGGUAGAGGUCCUAUCGGUCAUUGCACAGCAGGUUCUGGAGGUGCAAAUGGCGGUGCAGAAUGGGGUGAAAGUUUUCGUUUUCGAGGGUACUGAGCUCAAUUUGAAACCUACGUGUGCUAUUUUCAUUACAAUGAAUCCUGGAUAUGCCGGAAGGUCUGAGCUUCCCGAUAAUCUGAAGGCACUUUUUCGAAGCGUAGCGAUGAUGGUUCCUGACUACGCUAUGAUCAGCGAGAUCAUCCUUUAUAGCGAUGGAUAUCUACGAGCGCGGGAGUGCGCUCGUAAGAUCGUUGCCAUGUAUCGACUGUGCUCGGAACAACUUUCCAGUCAGGACCACUACGACUAUGGCAUGCGAGCAGUGAUCACCGUCCUCCGCGCGGCAUCCAAUUUAAAACGCAUUCACCCGGAGGAGGAUGAAUUUGUUCUGACGCUACGGUCACUUACAGACGUGAACCUCUGCAAGUUCCUUUCUCAUGAUAUUCAACUCUUCGAGGGUAUCGUGUCUGAUCUUUUCCCAGGGGUUACCCUUCCGCCGCCUGAUCACAAUCAUCUAGACCUCGCCAUGAAGACAAACUGUGAACGGCUGGGACUUCAACCGUCGGUUUAUUUCCUUACUAAAGCAGCGCAGCUCUACGAGAUGAUCACCGUAAGGCAUGGACUGAUGCUAGUCGGACUGCCUUUCUCGGGCAAGUCCUCAGUGCUGAAGGUACUUGCCGGGUCAAUCUCGGACAUGUCCGCCGCCGGGAAAGGCGGUGAGUCCCGCGUGCAGAUGGCAUUCAUCAAUCCGAAGGCAGUGGCUACGGGCCAACUGUAUGGCCAGACCGAAUCUGCGACACAGGAAUGGGUAGACGGCAUACUUGCGGUCAAAUUCAGGCAGCAGGCGACUGAUAAUUCACCCGAUCGUAAGUGGCUGAUACUAGACGGGCCCGUUGACGCCAUUUGGAUUGAAAAUAUGAACAGUGUACUGGACGACAAUAAGAAGUUGUGUUUGUCAAAUAGUGAAGUCAUCCAAAUGUCUGCUCGCAUGAACAUGAUAUUCGAGGUAGGGGAUUUAUCAGCUGCAUCCCCUGCAACCGUCUCGCGCUGCGGAAUGAUCUAUUUCGAGCCACACAAACUGGGUUUUCACCCUCUUCUCGAUUCCUGGAUCGCAACCCUUCCUGCAAGCUUCACAGAGAGGGCGCGCGAUCAGAUCAGGAAACUGUUCCUUUGGAUGGUCCCUCCAUCCCUCCACUUUCUGCGUCACGUCAUCCAAGAAUAUUCCGAAACAAUGGAUGCCAAUGUUGUUCAAUGCUUGCUGCGCCUAGUGGAGGCCUUAUUACUUGAUAAAGGAACUGAGACAUCCACAGACCCUAUUGCCACAGCUAAUUCGCCCACGGCUUCGGCAUCAGCUGGGCAGCAGUCAGUAAUGAGGAAAUCCGCCAUUGCAGGGGGAGCUGCCGUCAUUUCCAAAGUUGAUAUCGAUAAGCUGAUGUUGUGGGUUGACUCCUUCUUCGUCUUCUCACUUGUGUGGUCUCUUGGCUGCACGGGAGACAUGGACUCGAGGAGACAUUUUGAUUUGUUUUUCCGGAGGCUGGCGACGGGAGUCCCGCCAUCGGGAUAUGAGCAGUUGACAUCACAGAAGCAUACGACGCUUGCGGCACCGAUGAUGCCCGAUGCCCAGGGUGCACUGGUGUAUGAUUUCAUGUACGACAAGUGGACAUGCUCAUGGAGGCCCUGGAUGAGCGCAACGGCCGGAUUCAGAGUUCCCGAAGGAGCCCAAUUCACAGAUAUCAUCAUUCCAACUGUAGACUCAGUCAGAUAUACGUUUCUUCUAGACCUAGCAACCGGGGCUAGCAUUCCUACGCUUGUCGUAGGGCCGACUGGGACAGGAAAAAGUGUAUACACUAACAGAUAUCUAGUAAGUUCCUUGCCUCUCACACGGUAUGCAAAAAUCAUCGUCGGCUUCUCUGCAAGAACGUCUGCGAACGCGGCCCAGUCACAGAUAGACAGUAAACUGGAUAAACGUCGCAAAGGUGUGUAUGGUCCACCCUUCGGAAAAAAAUGUGUUCUGUUCGUCGAUGAUCUAAAUAUGCCGCAGCCAGACCUAUACGGAGCUCAGCCUCCAAUAGAAUUGUUACGCCAGUUCAUGGACUACGGAGGGUGGUACGGGAGAGACAACCAAUUCAGAGAAAUAGUUGACGUUAAUGUCAUAGCUGCAAUGAGCCCCCCAGGUGGUGGCCGGCACCAUGUCACUCCGCGAUUUCUCCGACACUUCAGCACGAUUGCGAUGACGGAUGCCACGCCCGAGACACUAACCUCGAUAUUUUCAACCAUAUUGGGCUGGUACUUUCAGCACAAGGAUUUUUCAGAUGAACUCCGCGAGAUGUGCAUUCCAAUAAUUGGGGCCACAACGGAUCUAUACCAUUCUGCUAUGCGCAACCUCUUGCCAACACCGGCGAAAUCGCAUUAUACCUUCAAUCUGCGUGAUUAUGCUCGUCUCGUGCAGUUCAAGCACGAGAACCAGUCGGACACCGACUGGACACGUACGUACCCGUUCCUGAAGAAAAGGGAGACACUUUUGGCAGAGUUCAAGAAACAAGGAAUGUAUGCCGUGUUGUGGGACAGAAGUAGGAAGCUCGUCGGUGACGCCUCGUUGUUCAAGGAUUGCCCGCCAUACAUGGGGUGCGAGGACGACAAGACGAUCAAGGCGACGGAAAAACUCACCCUCAACAAGAAGUUGUCCGCCGACUGGAAGAACAAGGUCCUAUCCGUCUUGACCGACAGUAGGGUGGAGAAUUUGGAGGUCGCGCUUGCCGGAGGCGUGGUCCACGUUCUGUGGAAAGACUCGGGGGACGUGACAUCCAUUGCCUCAUUCGGCGUUGACCCUCUGGAGGCGCUGAUGAGGGUCACGGAGUUGAAACAAGCGGUUGGGACCACCAAAUGCCACACGUGCGUUCUCGAUCUUUGCGAGCUGGUGGACUUCAAACAGUGGACGCCCAAAGCUUUUGAGAGUUUGAAUUCCCUCCUGGAGCAAGUGUUUCCAGUAUACUGGAUGGUCGUCGCUUUCGUCCCUCGGGAGUGGGACUACACCUUCAUGACCAGCAUGCGUCAUCUGCCCGUUGUUAAGGCAAUGGCAGGGAAGUGGGUAAGGUUGUCGGCAGGUUACACUGUGGUUGUCGGGGCGCAUCAGAAACUGACCCCGACAGACAUAUCGGAUUUUCCCUUCGACCCUUGCGAGUGGUCGUCGGCCAUGCCUGGGGUUGACAGAAAGGUCUACAAGGAGAUGGAGCGGAACCCCAUGCAGUUGGCCCAUCUGCUGGAAUUCGUGUGCAGAAAGGGGGAGGGUGUCAUGUUCCUUGGGAAGCUGCACACGCGAGUCGUGUGGGAGGUUUUGAAGAGCGAUCGACACGUGGUCGCGCUCGAAGAGAAUUCCAAUUUGUUGCAAUACACCUUAGAGUUCCUCAAAAGCGAGGUCAACUCUGGCGCCAACCGCUGCAAGUUAGUUUCGAGGAGCGAGAAAUCGAGACGCGUUUGGGAACCAUUUACGGACAUGUGGUUCAAGUUGAGCCAGCGGAGGAGGAACAAGAUCUACGAGUUCCUCUUUUUGGAAACGUGGCCCAGGAGGAACAACGACGCUGAGUACAUGCGCCGCAAGGAACACAUGUUAGUGUUGAUGGACAACUACCACGACGCCACACGCAUGAACGCAAAGAACUUCCUCGACCGGUUGGAGUGUUUGUACUUCGUCGAGUCAGAGAAGGCGCUAAAGGUCGAGAGUUACGGUGCCUUGAUCUCAACGGACGACGAGGCGGAGACAGGUGUUGUUUUCAACACCGCUGCACAUGAGAAGGAGAGCGACACCGAGGACAUCGACCUCGAUUACCACCCUGCCACAGUGUUUCAAGCAUCGGGCUCCUCGUCGGCCGCUCCUUCAACAUGCCAGGCCACCCAGGCGUCACAUGUGGCCAGGUCCGCCCUCGGUAAGACCCCGAGUAAGCUGGCGGCGAGACCGACACCUCGGGCUGCUACCCCGCCGCCGUUGCAUCCCUGGGAGUUCGGUUCCACUGCAUCAUCCUUCUCGCAUGGAUGAUAGCAUUCACUUCGAAGGGCUCGACCACACUCGAUCGAGUGAGGAAGACUGGGGCCAUGACAUGAUUUGGCACCCGGGAACUAUCCAGACGGCAAUCGAGAAGGGGGUAGGGUCAUCUCGAACACAGAGGUCCUCAAAAUAUCCAGAACUUAUAUUGCAGAAAGUCCCCGGGUUGACUACAAAAUACACGAGUGUGUUAACGGCAUCGAGGGUUGAUAUCGAGAUCGGUAAAAAGGAGCAUGCCAUUGCCAUUGAGGAGUGUCUUUCCCUUCUGCCGCAAAGAAAGGGACAUAUCCACAAUCUGUGGGUAGGGGUCAGACCAUGUAUGACAAAUACUUAGCAACACGUCAUGCAAUGAAAGACAAUGCUUAGA
Chara braunii is the source of this 4997-nucleotide messenger RNA. Lineage: Eukaryota; Viridiplantae; Streptophyta; Charophyceae; Charales; Characeae. The record is from the annotation of a GenBank genome assembly.